AUGCUUCUUAUCAAGAGCCCUAAACCAAACGAAAAAGGAGUUACUGAAGAAAAAGAAUCAUCAAAGAAUGUACCUGAACAAAAAAGUUCUCAGAGGAGAAGAAAGAGAAAAGCUGUUUCUUUAACAAGAAAGAAAAAACUUGAUGAAAAUCAAGAUUCAGAGUCUCAAAAAAAUCAGAUAAAGAGAAGUAAAAAGAAGAAAGUAAAUAAAGAAUUUGAUACAAUCCGAAACAGGUGCUCACCUGGAUCUUUGUUAUCUGUUAUACAAGGAUUCAGUGAUGUUCAAAAGGAUUGUGUUAGAAAGAUGGGUUUUGGCGAUAUUCUAAAGAUGAAAAUGAUAGAUGUGCCAGGGGCAUUAAGUUGUUUUGUUCUUCAGAAGUUUAAUUCAAAAACAAAGAAAAUUGUUAUGGAAGGAGGUGUGAUUGAUGUUACUCGAGAGUCAGUCAAUCAAAUACUUGGAUUUCCAUUAGGAAAGACAAAAUUUUCAAGUCUUCCAUUUAGAACUGCAGAUGAUAACAGUUAUGAGAAAUGGACAGAACAAUUUGAUAACAAGAGCAUUAUUCGACUGAAGGAGAUAAAGAUGAAAAUUGUUUCGAGCAACAAAUCAGAUAUGAACUUUAAGCUGAAUUUUUUAGCAUUGUUGAUUAACUGUUUAAUUGAAACAAAUAGAGUGAGUUCUAAAGUUUUAAAAGUUAAGAGAACACGUCCAGUCAUAUGCCACUGGACUAUAGAGAAGGUUAAGAUCAGAGAAGAUUAUGAGAAAGAAGAAAUUGGUGAAUUUGGAACAGGGGAAUUGAAUGAUGAAUUCAUACAAGAAGAAUUGAAUGAGGAGGAUUAUCAAGAAAUGAUUCUGAUGAAGUGUAGGAAGUUAAAUUUGUUGAUUAAGAAUGGAAUUAGUACUUUCUCACAAAAUGUGAUAUUAAAUCAUUUGGAAAGUAGUUUCGUAGAAAUUUUAAAUGAUGAGGUUGGAGAUGAUGAAGAUGAUAAAGGAGAAGAGAUCAAAAAGAGGAGGUCUUCAAGAAUCAGUAAUAUGGUGAAGGAAAUUCCACAAAAUGCUGAAUCUGUUGCCAAAGUUGCCAAAAGAUCUUUUUCUUUAAAGAAGUACAUAAAAGACAAAAAUGUCCCUCAUUGUGAAAAAGAAAUUGCAACAAGAGGAAAAGAUGUUGUAAUGCAGGAAACAAAUGAUAAGAAAGUAGAGGAUCCUGUGAAAGACAAAAAUGCCCCUGUGAAAGUAAAAAAACGACAAUAUUUAAAAGGAUGUGUGGAAGGAAAUAAUGCUGAUAAAGAAGAAUGA
Messenger RNA from Lactuca virosa, 1293 nucleotides. Lineage: Eukaryota; Viridiplantae; Streptophyta; Magnoliopsida; Asterales; Asteraceae. The record is from the annotation of a GenBank genome assembly.